AUGUGGCUCCUUCAGGCUGGUGCGCUGUUGGCGUACGGCAGCCCGACGCCGGCUCGCGCCCGGACGGCUCGCAUGGCAGCCACCGCGGAUGCGCCGUUCUGGUUCGACCCUUGCCUCGAGUUUGGCCUCGACGAGCCCCGCCCAGACGCAGGCACCCUGCCGCUCCUGCUCGUGCUGCCUGGAGCGGACGGCUCUGGAAUCACCGCGUGGAUGCAGUUCCCGUCGCUCGCACAAGAGUACGCGGUGCGCGCCCUCUGCGUGCCGGCCGGCGACCGCUCGAGCCACGCCGACCUGGUGGCGCUCGUGUCGCAAGAGGUGCGGUCGGUCGGCGAGGGUCGCGAGCUCUUCCUGCUGGGAGAGUCGAUGGGGUCCGGGGUCGCCAUCGACGUCGCGCUCGACGUGCCGCAGGAGCUGUCCGGCCUGUUGCUCGUCUCCCCCGCGACCGGCUGGCACCGCAAGCUCGGCUACCGGAUCCUGACCUGGAGAGACUCUGUCUUGGUGUCGCGCUGCCGGUGCGUCUACGUCGAGGGCGCGGGGCACGCCGGCGCGACAGACGAUCGGCUCGACUUGCGCGCCGAGCUCGCUGCGUGGCGAAGGGAAGUGAUAGAGGUGAGCCGGAAGGAGCCCACCACGGCCGCGACGGUCUGA
Molecule: messenger RNA, 648 nt
Organism: Emiliania huxleyi CCMP1516
Lineage: Eukaryota; Haptophyta; Isochrysidales; Noelaerhabdaceae
Exons: 2
Coding region: 1-648 (215 amino acids)
Cellular component (GO): membrane
Source: RefSeq, a predicted model, not a curated record